Molecule: messenger RNA, 342 nt
Organism: Umbelopsis ramanniana AG
Lineage: Eukaryota; Fungi; Mucoromycota; Umbelopsidomycetes; Umbelopsidales; Umbelopsidaceae
Exons: 2
Coding region: 1-342 (113 amino acids)
Source: RefSeq, a predicted model, not a curated record
AUGAAUAGACCUUCCAGCCGUGGCCCGGCUCCACCUCCACCAGUCCGUCCAACGUCAUCUGCAAGAGGACCACCACCUCCUCCUCCUUCACGUUCGGGAGCACCCUCGCAAUCGCCAUCUAUGUAUAGAGCACCAUCGCCUGUGCAGCGAUCGCAAAGCUAUUACAGACAACAGGAUACCGGACCACCAGAAGGGCCUCUAUCUGAAGGUGGCAAGUGGGUAUUCCACUCGCAGUCAGAAUUUUCUCCUCCACCCCCUUUCGAGCGCAAUUUGAAAAGAUACCCAAGUGGAGCAGCGACAGGUUGCUCUGUUGACGUAGAUCUAUCGCAUUUGCGAGGAUAG